Molecule: messenger RNA, 3424 nt
Organism: Syngnathus typhle (broad-nosed pipefish)
Lineage: Eukaryota; Metazoa; Chordata; Actinopteri; Syngnathiformes; Syngnathidae
Gene: cog5
Product: component of oligomeric golgi complex 5
Exons: 22
Coding region: 76-2517 (813 amino acids)
Biological process (GO): intra-Golgi vesicle-mediated transport
Cellular component (GO): COG complex
Source: RefSeq, a predicted model, not a curated record
UAUGGCUGCCACGAAGAAGAAAAUAACACGCCGAAGAAGAAUCCCGACUACCUUGGGCCGUUUACGGAAGUCAUCAUGCAUAACUUGUCUCGCGGCAAAGAUACGUCCAUAAAUUUGUCGUUAAAAGACGAGUUCUACGCAGAUUUCUUGUCUGGGGAUUUCGAUGUGAAGGUUUAUGCAGCUCAAGCGAUCCACCAUGGUGUCAUCGCUGAACAGCUGGCGAAGCUGGCACAAGGAAUCAGUCAACUUGAUAAAGAGCUGCACAGCCAGGUAGUAGCCAGACAUGAAGACUUACUGGCUCAGGCAACUGGGAUAGAGUCUCUUGAAGGGGUCCUCCAGAUGAUGCAGACGAGGAUCAGUGCACUACAGGCAGCUGUUGACAGGAUAAGAACGAAAAUAGUUGACCCGUACAACAAGAUCGUGGCCAGGAUCACUCAGCUGAGUAGAUUACAGGUGGCCUGUGACCUUCUGCGAAGAAUUAUUCGUAUCUUGCACUUAAGCAAGAGGCUUCAGGUUCAGCUUCAGGGUGGCAGUCGGGAGAUAACAAAGGCUGCUCACAGUCUCAACGAACUAGAUUAUCUGUCACAAGGAGUCGAUUUGAGCGGCAUUGAGGUGAUUGAGAAUGACCUGGUACUGAUCAGUAGAGCAAGGCUAGAGGUGGAAAACCAGGCCAAGCGAUUAUUGGACCAGGGCACAGAAAUUCAGAAUCCUACGCAGGUUGGCACCGCCUUGCAGGUCUUUUACAACCUUGGUAGUCUGAGGGAGACCAUCAGCUCUGUUGUGGGGGCUUACCAGACAAGCAUACGGGACAGCAUCAUCAGUGCUCUUGACAUUAAGGGACUGACACAGCCGUCCAACCCCAGAGGUGCCCCUGGAAGAGCAGUUCUUCCAACUCCAGGCAGCACAGCAGCUUUCCGCGCUGCUCUUUGGACAAACCUGGAGAAACUAAUGGACCAGAUAUGUGCUGCCUGCAAACAAGUGCAGCAUCUUCAGAAGGUCUUAAUGAAGAAAAGAGACCCUGUUACUCAUAAGUGUUUUAUUGAUGAGAUUAUUAAGGAUGGUGAGCCGGAUAUUCUCCACACCUUUUGGACUGAUGUAACUACCAAAUUAAGAGAAGAAUUUCACAAAGCAACUCAAGCCUCAUCUUUUCUGAAGCAAGCGUUUGAAGGAGAGUAUCCAAAGUUGUUGCGACUCUACAACGAGCUGUGGCGUCGCCUCCAGCAGUAUAGUGCCAGUCUGCACAGCUCGCUGAUCAGCAGCGGUGGGAUGGACACCACUCUGGAGCCAGAAACGGACAGCCUUGACCUAUUCUCUCAAAGAAAACAGGACUACAAUCCAGAAAGAGCCCUGAAGGAUUCUCUUCAACCGUAUGAAGCAGCGUACCUCUCUAAAUCUCUCUCUCGGCUCUUUGACCCCAUUAACCUUGUGUUUCCAAUGGGUGGUCGCAACCCGCCCUCCAAUGAUGAGUUGGAGAGCAUCAUCAAGACCAUCAGCAGGCAACUGAAUGUUGCAUCCAUGGAUUCAGACCUUUCUCUUGCUGUUGCCAAGAAUGCUGCCAAGACCGUGCAGCUCUUCUGUGUCAAGUCUGAACAGCUGUUGUGUACUCAGAGUGAUGCCAGUCAGGUGAUUGGUCCAUUAUCUGAAGGCCAAAGGAGGAACACUGCAGUAGUCAACUCACUCUACCGUCUGCAGCAGGCCGUUGCCAAGAUCAUUUCUGGAUUGGGGUCGUGUCUGACAGCUCCCGUAGAGGCGCUCUCUUUGUCUUUGGAGGAAGUGCUGGCCCUGAUGAGCAAUGCAGUGCAGCCGCUCCUGCAGUCAGUCAGUGAUUCUAUCGAGGCAAUCAUUAUCACGCUACACCAUGAGGACUUCUCGGGCAAGCUGCCCAGUCCUGAUAAGCCUGACGUUGUCUGCUCCCUCUACAUGAAAGAGUUGCAGGGGUUUAUCUCCAGAGUCAUGAAUGACUACUUCCGACACUUCGAGUGUACAGACUUCAUCUACGAAAGAACCGAGUCCAUAGCUCAGAGAGCGAUCGAGCUGUUCGUUCGGCACGCCAGCUUGUUGCGUCCACUGGGCGAAGGCGGGAAGAUGCGUCUGGCUGCUGACUUUGCACAAAUGGAGAUGGCUGUGGCUCCGCUAUGCAGACGAGUGUCGGAUUUGGGGAAACCUUAUAGAGUGCUCCGAUCCUUUAGGCCACUGCUGUUUCAGACAAGUAACCUGAUAGUCAAGAGUCCGGCUGUGGGUGACCUGAUUCCUUACAGCACUGUGCUUCACUUUCUCUUCGCUAGGGCUCCGUCAGAGCUCAAGUCACCUUACCAGAGAGCUGAGUGGUCGGUCACUUAUUACUCCCAAUGGAUGGAUGACCAUCCGUCAGAGAGAGACCGUCUCACGCUCAUCAGGGGCACUUUGGAGGCGUAUGUACUGUCCGUAAGGGCUCGGCAGGGCAAGGAGUUUGCACCAAUCUAUCCCAUAAUGCUCCAGCUGUUGCAGAGGGCCACCUCAUUGGAAGUGAAAGGAUGAUGACUGAGUGCUCAAAAUGGUUCUAAGCUACUACGAGUUAGUUCGAUUUAUGCUUUUUGAGAUGGAACUGAUGAAUUAAACUUUGGCCAAAAUCUAAUUGUGACAAAUCAAGUGGAUGAAAUAAGUACUUUUUAAGUUUAAAAAAAAUAAAUAAAAUAAUGUAAUUCUGUGAACUUUGGAGCAUUGUAUUUACGUAUGUAAAAAUAAUUGCAGUGACAAAAACAUGCUUUCUAUCUGAAUGGAUUCAUUUUAAUAAUAAUGGCAGUAAUAUAAGUCACAAGUAUUUUCAGAUGGGCCAUUUCCACUGGUUAGGAGGAGGCUCCUCAAUCAGAGGUUCCCAUGGUUUCCAGUCGGCCAUCUUUCGUGAUAGAGCCAGCUCACAUUCGGCCUGUAAACAUGAAAACAGCACCUUCAUUGUAUUACUGUGCCGGACUUAAAUUUAGUUGUACAAUUAAAUCCCAUCUCAGUACCUGAAAAAUUACUUCUUCAAUUUGUCCACAAUUUAUCUUCUUCUCUAAUUGCUCAACAUCAGGCUCCUGCAAACAACAUUUAUUUGUAUUGCUUUGAUCAAUUAAAUAGUUAAAAGGUAACUGACCGUUUUGACGUGGCUGAACCUCUCAUUGACCAACUGUUCAGUAUACUUCCUGUAGGCAGCAUCCUGUGGCAUGCUCUGCACUGAUGCCAGGAUUUUUGAGUAGAGAAUCCUCAGUCGCUGAGUGAUGUUUUGAGGAAUGAGGAAUCAAACAGGUGGGGGAAACAAAGACAUCUUGAUUGAAUUGUGUUGGUUAAUUUUUAUAUUUUCAAACAUGCUUCAUUUUAGUUUUGUUUUCCUUAGUUUUGGUAGUGUUUUUUUCUUAAUGGUGUAUUUGUCAAGUAUUGUUUAAUAAAGUAUACUGCAAGUCUCAAA